Molecule: messenger RNA, 2429 nt
Organism: Hevea brasiliensis (rubber tree)
Lineage: Eukaryota; Viridiplantae; Streptophyta; Magnoliopsida; Malpighiales; Euphorbiaceae
Product: sulfate transporter 1.2-like
Exons: 14
Coding region: 311-2251 (646 amino acids)
Biological process (GO): transmembrane transport
Cellular component (GO): membrane
Molecular function (GO): secondary active sulfate transmembrane transporter activity
Source: RefSeq, a predicted model, not a curated record
AAGAGGAGACGAUAAAUUCAACUUCUUCAUCAUCGCAUCCAACAAAUCUAAACUCUUGAUUCUUUAAUCUUUUGUAUUCGUUCUUCAUUUCUGGUUCCAUACAUUAUUACCCUUUUCUUCUUCUCCCUCUCUCUCUCUCUCCCAUGUUCAUCAUAUGACUGCUAAUAUAUAUUCAUGUGUAAAUAUACUAGUUAUCAAAGGUGGAUGAUGAUGGAGCAGCCACCAGAAGGAAGGCAGGAGGAAAAAAUUGAACUUGGGAACUUCUCCUGGAUAGAGGAAAGGCUUGGUUGAUUGCCUUGGAGGAAAAGAUAUGGAUAUCAACAAGAACGAGUCGUCUUCGUCUCAGAGUCAUUCUGAAUCUUUGCCUUAUGUUCACAAGGUUGGACUGCCUCCAAAGCAAAAUCUUUUCAAGGAAAUUACUGCAGCUGUGAAAGAAACUCUUUUCGCAGAUGAUCCGUUGCGCCAAUUUAAGGAUCAAACAGGAUCAAGAAAGUUUAUCCUUGGAAUUCAAACUCUUUUCCCCAUUUUUGAAUGGGGAAGAGACUACAGCUUCAAAAAAUUUAAAGGGGAUUUGGUUGCAGGACUUACCAUUGCAAGCCUUUGUAUUCCACAGGAUAUUGGAUAUGCACAGCUUGCAAACCUUAAGCCUCAAUAUGGGUUAUAUAGUAGCUUUGUUCCACCUCUUGUUUAUGCCUUCAUGGGUAGUUCAAGAGAUAUUGCUAUAGGACCAGUGGCAGUGGUGUCCCUUUUGCUUGCAACUCUUUUGCAGGAUGAGAUUGAUCCUUCUAAGGACCCUGUUAACUAUCUACGCCUAGCGUUCACAGCUACAUUCUUCGCUGGAAUCACUCAAGUUACUCUAGGAUUUUUCAGAUUGGGUUUUCUGAUUGAUUUCCUAUCUCAUGCUGCCAUUGUUGGGUUUAUGGCUGGAGCUGCCAUUACUAUUGCCCUUCAACAACUUAAAGGAUUGCUUGGCAUAACUCAUUUCACAAAGAAGACUGAUAUAGUCUCCGUGAUGCGCUCCGUCUUGACUACAGCUCAUCAUGGUUGGAACUGGCAGACAAUUGUCAUAGGAUUAUCAUUCUUGGUCUUCCUUUUGUUAGCCAAGCACAUUGGGAAAAAGAAUAAGAAAUUGUUCUGGGUAGCUGCAAUUGCUCCUUUGAUCUCUGUGAUUCUUUCCACUCUUCUAGUGCAUGUUACUCAUGCUGAGAAGCAUGGAGUUAAAAUUGUACGUGAGAUUAAAAGAGGGGUAAAUCCAUCAUCUUUGAAUGAAAUUUUUUUCUCUGGAGAGCAUCUUGGCAAAGGCUUCAGGAUUGGUGUUGUAGCCGGUAUGAUUGCCCUGACGGAAGCAAUCGCCAUUGGAAGGACAUUUGCUGCCAUGAAGGACUACCAGAUUGAUGGAAACAAAGAAAUGGUAGCAUUAGGAACCAUGAAUGUUGUUGGUUCAAUGACAUCCUGCUAUGUGGCUACAGGAUCAUUUUCUCGAUCAGCAGUGAACUUCAUGGCAGGCUGCAACACUGCUGUCUCAAACAUAGUGAUGUCCUUAGUUGUAUUAUUAACUUUGGAGCUCAUUACUCCAUUGUUUAAAUACACCCCGAAUGCUAUACUUUCCUCUAUUGUCAUAUCUGCUGUGAUUGGCCUAAUCGACAUUGAAGCAGUAAUUUUGAUAUGGAAGAUUGAUAAAUUUGAUUUUGUUGCCUGUAUGGGAGCCUUCUUUGGUGUAGUAUUUUCUUCUGUUGAGAUAGGCCUCUUAAUUGCUGUCUCAAUUUCGUUUGCUAAAAUCCUAUUACAAGUGACAAGGCCAAGGACUGCCAUACUUGGAAAAUUACCUAGGACGACUGUUUACAGGAACAUUCAACAGUAUCCUGAGGCUUCCAAGGUUCAGGGGAUUUUAAUUGUCAGAGUUGAUUCAGCAAUUUACUUUUCCAACUCAAAUUAUAUCAAGGAGAGGAUUUUGAGAUGGCUGACUGAUGAAGAAGAACGUCUGAAAGAAAAUAACUUACCCAGAAUCCAGUUUUUAAUCGUCGAAAUGUCUCCUGUAACUGAUAUUGACACUAGUGGGAUCCAUGCCUUCAAAGAGUUGCAUCGUAGUCUUCAGAAGAGGAAUGUUCAGCUUGUUCUAGCAAAUCCAGGGCCUGUGGUGAUGGACAAGCUCCAUGCUUCUGGGUUUGCAGAGAUGAUAGGGGAGGACAACAUUUUUCUGACAGUCGCAGAUGCUGUUCAUACAUGUGCUCCAAAGAUGGUGGAAGUGUGAAGUCAUUAUCAUCCCUAAAACAUUGGAAGCUGCUUUCUAUUACACAAUUGUAACACUUUGGUAGCACACGCUCCUAAUGGAUCAAUUUGAUCCUGAUCAAAGGGCUAAAAAUGUAUUUUUCAUUUAUGAAACACUUAAUAUCACUUUUUGUUAAUGAAUUUCUUAUCGGGUGUGACUA